GCAUAUGCAGAUUGCAAAAAACAAAUAUACGAAACGUCAACUUCAACGCGGUGCUUGUUUCGCAAUCAAAUCGAUACAGAAAUACAAUGCGAACUCAAUUCUACGCAGUAUAAUUAUUUUAGGCACAACGAUUGGUUAAAAUCAAGAAUGAGUGAGCUAGAGAACAUCAACCCGAGUGUUUACGGGAAGUGCGAGGACCGUAAGAUUACCAAAGAUGAUGAAAAUGAAAAAGUAAUUGAUCCUUUUGACGAACGAGAAAUUUUCGAUCUGAUUCGCAACAUAAACGAUCCAGAACACCCUCUAACUCUGGAAGAACUUCAUGUUCUAGAGCAAAGCCUAAUAACGGUGGAUAAUGACCGAAAUACCGUGAAAGUGUUGUUCACUCCCACGAUUCCCCAUUGCAGUAUGGCUACGUUGAUAGGCCUUUCUAUACGAGUUAAAUUAUUACGAGCUCUUCCGCCACGUUUCAAAGUAGCGGUGGAAAUUAAUCCCGGCACCCAUGCCUCGGAAUAUGCGGUCAACAAACAAUUGGCGGAUAAGGAACGAGUAGCUGCUGCCCUAGAGAACACUCAUCUCAUCGACGUCAUCAAUGAGUGUAUAGCGGUUCCAAUGAAAUAACUGGUUUUAAACAAUAAACUACUUCAUUAUAUUAUUGUUAA
Malaya genurostris is the source of this 659-nucleotide messenger RNA. It is a transcript of the gene galla-2, whose product is annotated as MIP18 family protein galla-2. Gene Ontology annotation, biological process: iron-sulfur cluster assembly. Lineage: Eukaryota; Metazoa; Arthropoda; Insecta; Diptera; Culicidae. Gene Ontology annotation, cellular component: cytosolic [4Fe-4S] assembly targeting complex. The transcript is spliced from 3 exons. The coding region runs from base 148 to 618 and encodes 156 amino acids. The record is from RefSeq and is a predicted model, not a curated record.